AUGGCACGGCUUCGAUUCAAAGGAACGCCAAAGGGCUAUCAGGCACUAGGAUUUCACCGCUCUCCCGAAGAUCCUGUUUUACGGCCGGAUGCUCGGCAUGUGGAACUUGCGACAUUACAAGCCGAAUACCACGGGGCCUCUGUCAUAGUGCGAAUUGUGUUCAUGGAGGAUGAAUACGUUCAGAAAAUGAGGCUCAGAGAAUAA
Angiostrongylus costaricensis is the source of this 204-nucleotide messenger RNA. The record is from the annotation of a GenBank genome assembly. NCBI's taxonomy places the organism in Eukaryota, Metazoa, Nematoda, Chromadorea, Rhabditida, Metastrongylidae.